UGUGCGCAUGUCUUGCGUGUUAAACCCGUCGCACGUGCGCCGAAAAGCGAUACACCGUGCCUUCAUAAACCCUUCUUUUUUGUGCAACAAAGGAAUCUUGCAAAAGCUGCUGCUGCGUCCACAUCGGUUAUUACACUGGCGACGAGGCACGGUUGUGCCCAUGUGCGGAGGUCGUUUCCAGCAAGAUGGCCUUCGGCGUCCGUAUCGGCGAAUUUCACCUAAAUGGUAACUCUUCAUGGGGGGAUUACGUCGAGCAUAUAGAGCUAUGCUGCACUGCAAACAAGCUCAAGCAAGACGCCGACAAGAGGGCAGUAUUGCUGAGCUGCUGUGGGGAGGAUACAUACUCCCUGAUAGCUACUCUCGUCAAGCCUCUCCGACCACCGAACGCCGGCUACCAGCCCACCGUAAAUGCCGUGAAGAACCACAUCAACCCGAAGCCAUCGGAGCUAUAUUCAAGGUACGUGUUCUCGAAGCGAGAUCAGCACGACGUCGAAUCUGUCGCAGACUACUUUACAGCUUUACGUAAGCUAGCCGAGAACUGCGGGUUCAACGACAACCAGCUUCCUCUUGACGUAAUACUAAGGGACCGUUUGGUUUUUGGAAUCUCUUACAGCAUUGUGCAGCAACGUUUGUUGGCUGAGAAAGACCUAACUUUUAAGACUGCCUACGAUCUAGCAGUGACGGCAGAGGUUGCUGCAAAACAUCAAAGGGUUAUGGGCGGCCUACGUCAGGACGUCCCAGAUUUGACAGCUAAAGUGCACAGGCAAACCAUGAAGCAGCAUAAGAAUUGGCAAGAUGUAAAAACUUCAAGCGAGCAGUUGAAACGGCAAUGUUUCCACUAUUUGGGCAACCACGCUGCAUACCGUUGCAGGUUUAAAACUGCUGUAUGCUUCAAUAGUUCCGUGAAAGGGCACUUGGCCAAAGCGUGUCGCAAGAAACAUAGAGGUCAGGUUAACCACCAGUUAGAAAAUAUGGCAAACUCGGAGCAAACUGAGUAUGAUGACGUGCUAAAUAUUAGUCAAGUGACAGCGGUUGUCCCAAGUUUAUGGUUGCCGUAAGUAUAGGCGGUGAAAUAGUGCCCAUGGAAGUCUACUCAGGAGCAGCUAGGUCGAUUAUCAGUCAAAACACGUUCAGCAAACUGAAAGUGGCAAGGCGCAUAAAGCUUGAAGAAUCGGACACCAAGCUCGUAACUUGGACUAAGGAAGGAUUGGACGUCGUCGGAAAAGCCAUACUUCCGGUCAAAUUCAAGGAACAAGUCUUCGAGCUGCCGAUACUAGUUGUAAGGAACGAAGGUAGCACGCUUUUGGGUCGUGAUUGGUUCAAGGUCUUGCCCAAUAAUGUCACUGGGCUUCACAGCAUCGAACAAAACGGAAAAGCCCUUAUCAAAAUGUUUCCGGAUGUUUUUCACGAAACAUUUCCAGGCGCUACUCUGCCACCCCUACACAUCGAGCUGAAGGAAGACGCCCGCCCCAAGUUUCUAAAAUGCCGCAGCAUUCCGUUCGCACUGAAGUAUGACGUCAUCACAGAACUGGAAAAACUGGAACGUCAAGGUGUUCUGCAACCGACGCAAUACUCAGAAUGGGCCACCCCUGUGGUCAUCAUCCGUAAAAGUAUGGGUCAUUAAGAAUAUGCGGCGACUAUCGAAGUACAGUAAACCAAGCGGUAAGGAGCAACGUUUAUCCUUUACCUACUAGCAAGAACUUUUCGCAAAGUUGGGGAAAGGCCGUAUUUUUUCUAAACUUCACUUGACGCAAGCGUACCAGCAACUUGCAGUCGAUGACGCUACAGCAGAAGUGCUCACAAUAAAUACAGUAAAGGGCCUGUACAAAGUGCGACGUUUGCCGUUUGGUGUCUCGGCACCCGCAUUAUUUCAAAGAGCAAUUGAUACAGUGCUUGCAGGUCUAUGCCAGGUAGCGGCAUACCUUGAAGACGUCCUUGUGGCCAGCGAAACAGCAGAGGAGCACCACGAAAUCCUCAUGGAGGUUCUCAACCGACUGUCAAAAGCGGGACUGCGUGUACAAGGCGCCAAGUGUCAGUUCUCCAAAGAGAGCCUGGAGUACUUCGGACACCGUAUAGACGCCACCGGCAUCUACCCGUCAGACUAAGGUCGAGGCGAUUCACAAAGCACCUGUACCAAAGAACAAGGAGCUCCAAGCUUUUCUAGGUAUGGUGAAUUUCUACAAUCGUUUCCUAAAGGGUCGGUCCAAAGUUGCAGAAGUGCUCUACCGCCUACUGGACAGCGACAGUACGUAAAACUGGGGUGAAGAGCAGCAACUAGCUUUCGAAAGACUAAAGACGUUGCUGACGUCCGAGUCGCAUUUAGUGCAUUUCAACCCGGAUGCACCCUUAAUUCAGUCUUGUGACGCAUCACCCGUGGGUGUGGGAGCUGUAUUAGCUCACCGUGAUGCUCAAGGGCGCGAGCAACCUGUUGCUUAUGCGUCAAGAACACUCACUAAGGCGGAACGUAAUUACGCCCAGAUUGACCGCGAGGCUCUAGGUAUUGUCUAUGGCGUCCGUCAAUUUCAUCAGUACCUCUGCGGGUGAGAAUUCCGCAUCUUGACAGAUCAUAAGCCACUACUCGGUAUCUUUCAACGAGACAAGCAGAUUCCCGUUGUUUUGCCACCGCGCAUGUUGCGAUGGUCUUUGUUGUUAUCUGCUUACGAAUACAAAUUGGAGUAUGUGGAGAAACUGGAGUACGAACUGGAGUAAGAUCAGGCAAACGAUGUCUAAGCAGGCUACCGAUACCCGGUGGCAGGAGGGACAUCGAGCCUCCUGGCGACGUACUUUUGUUGGAAGCGGUGGAGUACCCUCCUGUGAGCGCAGCAGACGUCUCAUCAGCCACUAUGCGUGAUCCUUGCCUGUCACGGGUGAAGAAAUGGGUCGCAACUGGCUGACCAGAACAAGGUGUACCCCCAGAAUAUGCUGCCUAUCAGGUGAGGCGCGGAGAGCUGUCUUUUCACCGUGACUGCCUUCUGUGGGGUAACAGGGUCAUACUGCCAGAAGAACUGCGAGAAAAAGUCCUUGCCAUUCUGCAUGCAAAUCGCCCUGGCAUAACGGCCAUGAAAACUCUGGCAAGGUCAUAUGUGUGGUGGCCGAAGAUCGAUGCGCAGAUUGAAGAUUUCGUGCGUCAUUGCAAACUCUGUCAAGAUAACAGGCAAAGCGAACCUAAAACGCCUGUGCAUUUUUGGACGAAACCCGAAAGCCCGUGGAGCACAAUUCACAUAGAUUUUGCAGGGCCGUUAAGGGCGUUUUCUUUCUUGUCGUGCACGCGCUAUCAAACUGGGCCGAGAUCUAGAUAAUGCCAUCGCUUCAUUUCUCAGCUGUGAUCGAAAAACUGCGAAGACUGUUUGCUUCAUACGGAUUGCCGGAGUUGGUUGUUUCUGAUAACGGCACCUGCCUUCUCGAGCAGCGAAAUGCAAUCUUUUUUGAACAAAAAUGGCGUGCGCUACAUGUAUACCACUCCAUACCAUCCCGCAAGCAAUGGAAGGGCUGAACGCAUGGUUCGCGGGCUAAAGUGUGCGCUUCGAAAGCAGACCCAGGGCAGAGUGGCAUGUAAAGUUUCUCGUUUUUUAUUCAAGCAGCACUCCGCGCCCCACUCGGAAACCGGCAAGACGCCAGCAGAACUCAUGCUGGGUAGGAGCUUCCGCUCUGUCUUGUCGAGACUGCAGCCUGGCGCAAAAGGCCCUUGAUGUACGAAGCCGCCAUCCUCGAGGGAGUUUCUGCAAGGUGACCCCGUGUAUCUGCGGAACUUCUUUCCUGCUCCGAAGUGGCUGGCCGCACCAAUACUGCGUCGCUUGGGCCACGUCAUGUACAACGUACAGACUUCCGAUGGUUCAGUACACUAACGUCAUCGCAACCACGUGCGGAGAGCAUGGGAUGCUGUACCGAUAGUCUCUCACGCUAACCCCAGCUUCAAGCUUCCAGUGACGCAAACUGCAGUACAGAGAUCGCCUAGUCCAAAAGUUCCGCAAGCAUGCCGUAGGUCUACUCGUGUACGUCGCCCAGUGCUUCGUUAUGGCAUUGACUACUAGGUGGGAAGGGAUGUGAUAACAGAGCGACGUGGCUGAGUUGGCUAAUUUGUGCGCAUGUCUUCCGUGUUAAACCCGUCGCACGUGUGCCGAUAAGCGAUACAUCGUGCCUACAUAAACCCUUGUUUUUUGUGCAAUAAAGGAAUCUUGCAAAAGCU
Dermacentor albipictus is the source of this 4186-nucleotide messenger RNA. NCBI's taxonomy places the organism in Eukaryota, Metazoa, Arthropoda, Arachnida, Ixodida, Ixodidae. The record is from RefSeq and is a predicted model, not a curated record.